Verticillium dahliae VdLs.17 is the source of this 1959-nucleotide messenger RNA. Its product is annotated as D-xylose-proton symporter. The transcript has 5 exons. Gene Ontology annotation, molecular function: carbohydrate:proton symporter activity. Gene Ontology annotation, biological process: carbohydrate transport; transmembrane transport. Gene Ontology annotation, cellular component: membrane. The record is from RefSeq and is a predicted model, not a curated record. Bases 1 to 1959 code for a protein of 652 amino acids. NCBI's taxonomy places the organism in Eukaryota, Fungi, Ascomycota, Sordariomycetes, Glomerellales, Plectosphaerellaceae.
AUGUUUGAAUCUCUGAGGUUUCUGGACAGCAAGAGAGACACACACUCAACUGGCGGCCCAACAGCCGUUAUCUGGACCACGGUGCGGCAGACAGUGUCCAUCAGUGGAGCCCAGCGAUGCCGGUCGGACCCAGUUCCUGAUCAAUCAGUCCCUGAUUCACCCUUCAGCCAGCCUCUCUCAGCCUGUCCUUCUGCUUCGGAAGGGAGCUGCUGCCAUACAGCCCCAUCACCGCCCAAGAUUCCCUCUUCACAGUCCGCCCGUCUUCCCUCCAACAUCCCCCUUCGAACCCUGCCUUCUCGCUCGGACCAGGAACAGGCGACGUCAUUGCUGGGUGCCCACCAGAGCCCCGACCCCGACUCUCCCUCCCGCCGUCACGGCCGCGGCCACCAGCACCAACACCAACACCAUCACGGCCACGGCCACGGCCACGACUACGACCAAAAGUCCAUUGCGUCCGGCUCCGAAUCCUCUUGGACCGACACGGGCGACAUUGCCGAGCAGCUCGGCGACGAGGACCCCCUGCGCUUCCAGCUCGACCACGACGCCGAUGACGAGCUGCUCGCCGGCCUAGCACGACGACAUACCAAGAGUCACAACCCGCAAAAGCGAGUCCGCAUCCAGCCUCCCGCCGGACACGCCCAUCGCGCCCCCUCGAGACCGGGCCCCGUCGACAAGGAGGCCAUCGAGGUCCCUCGCAUCCAGAAACCUCGUCCCACCCUCACCCUUCGCGCCCUCGGCUUCAUCAUGACCGGCGGACGCUCCGUCCAUGGCCUCACCGGCAAGGCCCUGGUGUACUUCACCAGCAUCUUCGUGUCAUUGGGCGUCUUCCUCUUCGGAUACGACCAGGGUGUCAUGUCGGGAAUCAUCACCGGUCCCUUCUUCAAGGCCUACUUCCACGAUCCCUCAAGAGCCGAGGUCGGCACCAUGGUGGCCAUUCUCGAGAUCGGCGCCUUCAUCUCCUCCCUCAUUGUCGGUCGCGUCGGUGACAUUAUAGGCCGCCGCAAGACCAUUUUCUACGGCUCCAUCAUCUUCUUCGUCGGUGGUGCCUUGCAGACCAUGGCCAACGGCAUGCCCAUGAUGAUGCUCGGCCGUAUCAUUGCCGGUUUCGGUGUCGGUGCCCUGUCGACCAUUGUGCCCGUGUACCAGUCCGAGAUCUCUCCUCCUCAUAACCGUGGCAAGCUCGCCUGCAUUGAGUUCUCGGGUAACAUCAUCGGCUACGCCACGUCGGUCUGGGUCGAUUACUUCUGUGGCUUCAUCCAGAGCGACAUGUCCUGGCGCGUUCCGCUGAUGAUGCAGUGUAUCAUGGGCGCCCUGCUCGGCCUCGGCAGCCUGAUCAUUGUCGAGUCGCCCCGAUGGCUCCUCGAUACGGACCGUGACGAAGAGGGCAUCAUUGUCAUUGCUGACCUGUACGGCAAGGGUGACAUUCACAACCCCAAGGCCCGUGAGGAGUUCCGUGAGAUUAAGAUGAAUGUCCUGCUCCAGCGCCAGGAAGGCGAGCGUUCCUACGCCGAGAUGUUCCGCCGCUACGGCACCCGUGUCUUCAUCGCCAUGUCCGCCCAGGGCCUGGCCCAGCUCAACGGCAUCAACGUCAUCUCGUACUACGCACCCUACGUCUUUGAGUCGGCCGGCUGGGUCGGACAGGAUGCUGUGCUGAUGACCGGCAUCAACGGCAUCACGUACUUUUUGUCGACCAUUCCCCCGUGGUACCUCGUCGACAGGUGGGGACGCCGGCCUAUCCUGCUCAGCGGUGCCAUCCUGAUGGCUGUCUCCUUGUCGCUCAUCUCGUACUUCAUCUACCUCGACGUGUCGUGGACGCCGACGUGCGUCGUCAUCUUUGUCAUGAUCUACAACGCAGCCUUUGGCUACUCGUGGGGUCCGAUCCCCUGGCUGUACCCUCCCGAGAUUCUGCCGCUCAGCAUCCGUUCCAAGGGUGCCAGUCUGAAUUGGUUCAAGUGGUGA